Messenger RNA from Cololabis saira (Pacific saury), 3628 nucleotides. RefSeq lists its product as uncharacterized. The transcript has 2 exons. The coding region runs from base 72 to 3515 and encodes 1147 amino acids. The record is from RefSeq and is a predicted model, not a curated record. NCBI's taxonomy places the organism in Eukaryota, Metazoa, Chordata, Actinopteri, Beloniformes, Belonidae.
GUGACGUCACUUUAAAGACUUUUUAUUUUAUUUUAUGGACGUUUAGACGUUUUACGUCCGUUUUUUUAAAAAUGUAUCCUGUUCAAAGCAUGCGCAAGUUUGUCUGUGAUCGCCUGACCACAGCAGCUCAGGAGAUACUGGGGGCGUUUGAGAGGAGAGCGGCCGUGUACGAGUCGGAGCUGGCGCGGCAGCGCAGGCUGCUGGACACGCUGCUUUCACCUGACACCGAGUUCCAGGGGGCAGAGCAUUCAUCUCUCAGUGUGGAGGAUCAGACUUUGCUAAAGCAAUACUGUGCCCACAGGGCAAGGUCCAAAUUGUUUCUACCGGAUACUGCACAGAUCAAAGAUGAACACGAGGAAAUAUCCAUCAGUCAGGAUGAACCAGAACACGCGCAGCAGUUGGAGGCUGGUGCCUCGACCCCGCCUCCAGAUGUCUCCACAGAUAAUCCUCAGCCUCUGGACUCUGACCAGUCCAAGAGCGAAGCAAAUACAGAUCCUCCAUACAGCGCUCCAGACAAACAUAUAGAUUCUGGACAAAACGGGGAGAGUUCUGCAGAGUCAGCAGCAAACAGGGACCAUCAGCUCCUCUCUCAAAUCACCAGUGAAGCAGAGAAUCAAGAUCAGUCAGAUUUUAACGAUUACGUUGACGAACCAUCUGGAAAUGUUGAAUCAACUUCAGAUGAAAAUGGCAGAGAAGGAAGUGCAGCAUCAGCUGCAAUCGCCAAACAAACGUCAGAUGAGAUCACAUCAUCAGCUGCAAGUGCUGAGCAAAUGUGGGAUGAGAGAAGCAACAAUGAAGAUGCAACAUCAGCCGAGAUUGCUGGUGAGUCUCCAAAUAAUUACGGCAACACGCCAACCAGUAGUGCAGAGUUAAUACAGCUGGAGAAAAGUCCCAAUGAGACCUCUAAGCAAUGUGAUGUUGAGAAGUCAGAAGCAGCCAGCAGCACUGACCGAACACAUAAUGCUGACACCAUAACUGCAAACACAGAACCAGCACCAAGCAGCAAGCAGUCCAAGGACAGUAAAACUUCAGCCAAAGCUACCGAGUUACCACCUGAUACUACUCAGAGUCUGGAGCACACAACUUAUGCUAAUAGUCCUGAACCGACACUGCAGGACAAUGGGAACGAGGCUGCAGAAGCAGCUAGAUCCACUGACCUCCCAGCAAAUGAAACAUGCAAUAAGGACCAAACUUUAGAAGGAAAAGGGGAGGCGGCUGCAGCUAAAGAGAUUCAAGAUGUGACUCUGGCAUUUACUAAAGGUGAUGAACCAACUCUACUUGAAGAAAAUAGUGAUGAGAGACCAACCUCAGUUGGAGGUGUAGAACCAACUCUGCACGAUGGGAUACCAGCCUUGACCAAGGUUGUGGAGCCAGCUGCAACCAAGGAAAGCCAAAAAGGAAAACCAAAGGAGAAACGCAACACAGAAGGUACUCCAUCAACCAAUGCUGACGCAUCAACUUCAAAUGAGAAAAGUCAGGGACGGAGACCAACCUCUACUGGAGGUGUAGAAGCAGCUCAACGACAGAAACAUCCCGAUGGGAGGCCAGCCUUAGCAGGAGGUUUUGAGAGGAAUCAAAACAAGAGGAGUCGAGAUGAAAGGAAAGAAAAGGAAAGGAGCCAGGAGAAGGGUUCAGUAUCAACCAAACAUACUGAACACACGUCAAAUGAAAAAACGCAAGGUAGAAGACCAAGCUCAUCUGGAAGUGUAGAAGCAGCUCCACGGAAGAAGCAUCAUGAUGGGAAGUCGACUUCAACUGGAGGCGUAGAAUCAGCUCAUCAACAGAAACAUCCCGAUGGGAGGCCAGACUUGGCAAGAAGUUUUGAGAAGACUCAAAACAAGAGGAGUCGAGAUGAAAAACAAAAGGAGAAAAGCCAGGAAAAGGGCACAGUAUCGACCAAAGGUACUGAACACACGUCAAAUGAAAAAAGGGAAAGACAUAAGUCAUCAGGAAAUGUUGAGCCAACAUCACAUAAGCAUAAAGGUACGCAUGCAACAUCAGCCAAAAGUAGAGAGCUCACAACAAACAAGGAAAGUAACAGAAAGACUUUAACGUCAACUGAAAGGACCGAACCUACGGAGAGGGAGAGACAGGAUGAGACAACAUCAAGAGGACGUUCAGAACUACCAGAAGGGGGGAAGCCCAAAGAUGGACAAACGAGUUCAAGUCACAAAACAAGGCCAGACAUGUGUAUGAGUGAGAGUGCCAGAUCAAAUGAAGACGGAACACCAAGCUCCACUUGGUACGACGACACGGCGACUCCAAGUUCUGAACUAAUGCGAGCAACAAAUGAAAGUACAGAUGCAAUGUUGAAUGAAAAUCCCCAAGAAGCAAAAGUAACUUCAACUUCCAAGUCUGAACAAAAGGUGAAACGCAGUCACAGGGAAGCUUCUUCUACUGGAGAUGACGAACCAGCUCGGAAAGAGAACUCUAACAAUAACAUAAUGGUAACAAAUACGAGACCCAACGACGGGAUAAAGGCAAGCAGAAAUUUGAAAACAAAACAUAGACCUCACGGUCAAACCUCAACAUCGACUAAGAUGAAGGAGUUGACCACAAAGGAACUGAGUGGUGAAAGUACAUCUUCGAAAAGUGAUAAGGCCACGUCACCGAAAAGACAGAAUGAUGGCGACGCAACAUCAAGUCAAAGUUGUGACCCGACACCAGCCAAGACGGCGAAGAAGGAGAAUCCAUCAGCAACCGGAAGCUUUGAGGGAGAAAGCCAUGAAAAACACCAAAAACCGAGUAAAAAGUCCAAGGAAAACAGCAAGGGGCCAUCGAGUAAGCAUCACAGGAACACGAGUGGCAGUGAUGCGGAAGAGGAGGAGAAUCCUUACCAGUGCGACAACUGUGGCAGAGUGAUGACCAAUUUCAAAAACUACAAAUUCCACAUGAAAUCGCACACGGUUGAGAAGACGUUCAAGUGCGAAACGUGCGGGGCGAUGUUCAGGGAGAGUUGGGAUCUAAACAAACACAUGGUGAUACACGCCAGCGUGAAGCCCUUCACGUGCGACGUCUGCGGGAACGGCUUCAACCGGCGCUACAACCUGGACCAGCACGUCCGCGUGCACACGGGCGAGAAGCCAUUCACCUGCGCCACCUGCGGGAAGACCUUCAGCUCCGGCGUGAACAUGAAGAAGCACAUGAGGAUCCACACGGGCGAGAAGCCGUACCACUGCAAAGACUGCAGCAAGGAGUUCUCCGAUUCCUCUGCGUUCAAAAAUCACGUGCGCGUGCACACCGGGGAGAAGCCGUACAAGUGCACGUACUGCAAAGGGAGAUUCAGUACCAGGACGACUUUGAUUCGGCACAACAGAACGCACACGGGGGAGAAGCCAUAUCCGUGCAGCGUGUGCGAUAAGAAGUUUGGCAGCAAAGCGGACGUAAAAGUCCACAUGAGGUUGCACACCGGGGAGAAGCCUUACACGUGCGCUACGUGUGGGGACUCCUUCUCCAACUGGUUAAAACUGAACAAACAUAAGCGUGUCCACGCCAAUGAUGUACAAAGUAAAUAACUAAAUAACGUCGGCAACGGAUGUAUCCGAUUUACUUCAGAGGUUUUUGAAAUGCAGUACAGUAGAAUUCUUAUGCAGCGUCAUCUUGGACCAUAUGAUGACUACAAUUACUA